AAGAAAAGGAGCAGAAGAGGAGAGUAAACCGCUGCUGGAUCCUGUUUCUGAGCAAACAUCUGCUCAAGAGACACUUCUGACUCCAGGACGUACGUCUGAAAGAAGAAGAAGAAGAAGAAUGAGUCCUCCAAGAAAGAAACCAGGAGAACGCGAGCGACUCAAACAUCACCGCUGUGAGCUCUGUGUUCACCAAUGGGUUCACACUGGAGAGAAACCGUACAGCUGUGACCAAUGUGGGAACGCUUUCACCACGACACAGAGCCUGAGACGACAUCAACGUGUUCACAACGGAGAGAAACCGUACAGCUGUGACCAGUGUGGGAACGCUUUCACCACGACACAAAGCCUGAGACAACAUCAACACAUUCACACUGGAGAGAAACCCUACAGCUGUGACCAGUGUGAAAAAACUUUUUCGCAAAGAGGUCACCUUGUUGCUCACCGACGCAUUCACACUGGAGAGAAACCGUACAGCUGCGACCAGUGUGGGAACGCUUUCACCACAACACAAAGCCUGAGACAACAUCAACACAUUCACACUGGAGAGAAACCCUACAGCUGUGACCAGUGUGGAAGCGAUUUCAACACGGCAAAUGGCCUGAGACGACAUCAACGUGUUCACAGCGGAGAGAAACCGUACAGCUGCGACCAGUGUGGCAGUACUUUUUCACAAAGGUACCACCUUAAUGUUCACCAACGGGUUCACACUGGAGAGAAACCGUACAGCUGUGACCAGUGUGAAAAAACGUUUUCGAAUGGAAGUAACCUUGUUAAUCACCGACGCGUUCACACUGGAGAGAAACCAUACAGCUGUGACCAGUGUGGCAGUACUUUUUCAGAAAGACACAGCCUGAAUGUUCACCAACGGGUUCACACCGGGGAGAAACCGUACAGUUGUGACCAGUGUGAAAAAACAUUUUCGCAAAGAAGUAACCUUGUUCUUCACCAACGUGUUCACACUGGAGAGAAACCGUACAGCUGUGACUAAUAUGGCCAUGCUUUCACUAGUGCAAAGAGCCUGCGACGACAUCAACGCAGUCAUACUGUAGACAAACCGUAUUAGUUUGACCAAUGUGGGUAAAUGUCUUCUCAUAGUAGAACCUUUAAAGCUCACCAGUUAUUUCAAAGGAUGUCUCAUUUACCGUUUUUAGAGCCAAGCUAGCUAUUUCUUCAUGCCUCCUCUCCAUGUGCUGUGUUGUUACAUUCUGAGCUUCCCUCUGAAACUAAAGACUGAAAACAGUAACUGAGUCUGACUGCAGUGGUUUGAUCCAGUGAGGAGGAAGAGGAGAUGAAUAAACAGAGAGAGAACUGUCAUUCUCAGCAUCAACAUGGUCAUUAUUAUUAAUUAUCUGACACCAGUAAGAUAAUAAAUAUCAUUAAAACCUGCACAGCCUGUAAUCGGUGUUGGAAUGUAACUUAUUACAUUUACUCAAGUACUGUACUUAAGCAAAAU
Centropristis striata (black sea bass) is the source of this 1453-nucleotide messenger RNA. Its product is annotated as zinc finger protein 239-like. The transcript has 3 exons. Gene Ontology annotation, molecular function: RNA polymerase II cis-regulatory region sequence-specific DNA binding; DNA-binding transcription activator activity, RNA polymerase II-specific. NCBI's taxonomy places the organism in Eukaryota, Metazoa, Chordata, Actinopteri, Perciformes, Serranidae. Gene Ontology annotation, cellular component: nucleus. Gene Ontology annotation, biological process: regulation of transcription by RNA polymerase II. The record is from RefSeq and is a predicted model, not a curated record. The coding region runs from base 119 to 988 and encodes 289 amino acids.